Molecule: messenger RNA, 1619 nt
Organism: Diorhabda carinulata
Lineage: Eukaryota; Metazoa; Arthropoda; Insecta; Coleoptera; Chrysomelidae
Product: calreticulin
Exons: 7
Coding region: 275-1483 (402 amino acids)
Biological process (GO): protein folding
Cellular component (GO): endoplasmic reticulum; endoplasmic reticulum membrane
Molecular function (GO): calcium ion binding
Source: RefSeq, a predicted model, not a curated record
GGGUAAAAACGAGACAACGUAAGCCACGUUUUUGAUUCUCCAAGCAUUUCGACCAAUCCCAGUAUUCCAUCUGUCGGCUAGAUUGUUUUAUAAAGACCAACUCUAGAGGACAUUGGAUAAAUGCCAUGUGUAUAAAAGAGAGAUACAAUUAGAAACAUUUGUCUGUGAUAUUAGUCUACAACGUAAGUUAUACACACCUCUCGUUGUUUUUUGGCAUUUCUAGAACAAAGUUGUCAAAGGUUAGACGUGUCGGGGUACGUCCUAUUAAAAAAUAAUGAAGUAUUUUACAGUUCUUGUGAUUAUUGCAUAUCUAUAUGCAGUCCACGCUAGUGUGUAUUUAGAAGAAAAAUUCAACGAUGAUUCAUGGGAAAAGAACUGGAUUUAUAGCAAACACCCUGGAAAAGAAUUUGGAAAGUUCGUUAGGACAGCUGGAAAAUUCUUUAAUAAUGAGGAGGCAGACAAAGGUAUUCAAACAUCUGAAGAUGCCCGAUUCUAUGCAUUGAGUAGAAAAUUCAAGCCAUUUUCCACUGAAGGCAAAGAUCUUGUCAUCCAGUUUACUGUGAAACAUGAACAAAAUAUUGAUUGUGGAGGUGGUUAUGUAAAAGUAUUCGAUUGCUCUUUGAAUCCAGAGGAAAUGCACGGUGACUCUCCAUACAGAAUUAUGUUUGGCCCCGAUAUAUGUGGACCAGGUACUAAGAAAGUUCAUGUCAUUCUAAACUACAAGGAUAAAAACGUCCUUAUUAACAAGGACAUCAGAUGUAAGGAUGAUGUUUACACCCAUGCCUACACCCUCAUUAUUCGCCCUGACAAUACUUAUGAAGUACAAAUUGAUGGUGAAAAAGUAGAAUCAGGAGAAUUAGAGGCUGAUUGGGACCUUCUUCCUCCCAAGAAAAUCAAAGAUCCUGAAGCUAAGAAACCAGAAGACUGGGAUGAUAGAGCUACCAUCCCUGAUCCUGAUGACACAAAACCCGAAGAUUGGGAUAAGCCAGAACAUAUUCCAGAUCCAGAUGCCACCAAACCUGAUGAUUGGGAUGAUGAAAUGGAUGGAGAAUGGGAACCACCAAUGAUUGAUAACCCAGAAUUCAAAGGAGAAUGGAAACCAAAACAAAUUGAUAACCCUGCUUAUAAAGGUGCUUGGGUACAUCCUGAAAUUGAUAAUCCUGAAUACAGCCCUGAGCCUGAACUCUACAAACAGAAAGAAAUUUGUGGAUUAGGUUUUGAUUUAUGGCAAGUAAAAUCUGGUACCAUCUUUGAUAACGUCCUCAUCACAGAUGAUGUAGAAUAUGCUAAGAACGCUUUGGCUGGACUCAAAGAAACACAAGAGGGUGAAAAGAAAGCAAAAGAAGAACAAGACAAAGCAGAAAUAGAAGCUGCCAAUGAAGAUGAUAAAAAAGAUGAUGAAGAUGAUGAUGAUGAGGAUGAUGAUGAUGCAAAUGAAGAAAAAGUACCACAAGUUGAUGAAAGUGAGCAUGAUGAAUUAUAAAAAGAGUGGAAAGUGAGCUGAAAGACUUUUUUUAUAUAUUCAGGUGUGCAGUGUUUUGUUCGAUAGUGUGUACCGUUUCUUGACUGAUUUUUGUUAAUUUUUGAUCAUAUUACUUCUAAUAAAACACAAAAUCCAA